AUGGGGGAGAUGGAGCAGCUGCGGCAGGAAGCGGAACAGCUCAAGAAACAGAUUGCAGAUGCCAGGAAGGCCUGUGCUGACAUCACUCUGGCAGAGCUUGUGUCUGGCCUAGAAGUCGUGGGACGAGUCCAGAUGCGGACGAGACGGACGCUGAGGGGACACCUGGCCAAGAUCUAUGCCAUGCACUGGGCCACCGACUCCAAGUUGCUAGUAAGUGCCUCGCAAGAUGGGAAGCUGAUCGUGUGGGACACCUACACCACCAACAAGGUACACGCCAUUCCUCUGCGCUCCUCCUGGGUCAUGACCUGUGCCUACGCCCCAUCAGGGAACUUUGUGGCAUGUGGGGGGCUGGACAACAUGUGUUCCAUCUACAGCCUCAAAUCCCGUGAGGGCAAUGUCAAGGUCAGCCGGGAACUCUCUGGUCAUACAGGUUAUCUCUCCUGCUGCCGCUUUCUGGACGACAACAACAUUGUGACCAGCUCCGGGGACACCACGUGUGCUCUGUGGGAUAUUGAGACCGGGCAACAGAAGACUGUGUUUGUGGGACACACAGGGGACUGCAUGAGCCUGGCUGUGUCUCCCGACUUCAAACUCUUCAUUUCGGGGGCCUGCGAUGCCAGCGCCAAGCUCUGGGACGUGCGGGAGGGGACUUGCCGGCAGACGUUCACGGGCCAUGAGUCGGACAUCAACGCCAUCUGUUUCUUCCCCAGUGGAGAGGCCAUCUGCACGGGCUCAGACGACGCCUCCUGCCGCCUGUUUGACCUGCGGGCAGACCAGGAGCUGACGGUCUACUCCCACGAGAGCAUCAUCUGCGGCAUCACGUCCGUGGCCUUCUCCCUCAGCGGCCGCCUGCUCUUCGCAGGCUAUGACGACUUCAACUGCAACGUCUGGGACUCCAUGAAGGGCGAGCGAGUGGGCAUCCUCUCUGGGCAUGACAACAGGGUCAGCUGCCUGGGGGUCACAGCUGAUGGGAUGGCGGUGGCCACUGGCUCCUGGGACAGCUUCCUUAAAAUCUGGAACUGAGAAGGCUGGAGGAGGGGAGGUAAAAGGCCACGAAGACACUCAGCUGCCCCUUGCUCCGCUCAAUUUCUUUAAGGUUCCUUAAAGGCGUUCUCUUCUACACCCCAGCUGCCACUCCCACAAGCUUUCUCCUUCGAGAGCCGAGGGGAA
Molecule: messenger RNA, 1170 nt
Organism: Eptesicus fuscus (big brown bat)
Lineage: Eukaryota; Metazoa; Chordata; Mammalia; Chiroptera; Vespertilionidae
Gene: GNB3
Product: G protein subunit beta 3
Exons: 9
Coding region: 1-1023 (340 amino acids)
Biological process (GO): G protein-coupled receptor signaling pathway
Cellular component (GO): cytoplasm; heterotrimeric G-protein complex
Molecular function (GO): protein binding; signaling receptor complex adaptor activity
Source: RefSeq, a predicted model, not a curated record